AUCAGCUGUGCAUGCGCCUGCAAGUCGUCGGCUUCCGGAAGUACUGUAAAUUCCGUCAAAAUGAGGAGCGGCACUUCUUAAUUGGAAGACAGCUGACAUCCAUGCCGACCCCAAAUCUGACUGACUGCAAUGAAAGUCAUCUUCAGCGAUAUGCCAGAGUAGAAAAACUUCGCCAACAUUUUUGGACAAGAUGGCAAAAGGAGUAUAUAUCCGAAAUGCAGCAGCGCCGAAAAUGGAAGGAAAAUCAUGUCAGCUUGAAAGUUGGUGAUCUUGUAUUGAUACAUGAAGAUUUCGUACCUCCCUUAGGUUGGAGGCUUGGCAGAGUCACACGCUUAUUCCCGGGUGUCGACGGAAUAUCGCGUGUUGCAGAUAUCGCCACUACACGGGGUAUUGUAAGAAGGCCUCUAGUUCGCCUUUGUCCAUUGCAAGAUGAAGACACCAACGGUUGAAGGAAAGAGCAAGAUGAAGACACCAACGGUUGAAAGAAGGAGCUUUCAACGGGGGCCAGGAUGUUGCAGCGCCUAAAUCUUUUAAUGUUAAUUUAGGUUUUUUUGUUUCAUCAAAUCAUGUUGUUGCUAUGUA
Aricia agestis (brown argus) is the source of this 582-nucleotide messenger RNA. RefSeq lists its product as uncharacterized. The record is from RefSeq and is a predicted model, not a curated record. The transcript has 2 exons. Bases 12 to 449 code for a protein of 145 amino acids. Lineage: Eukaryota; Metazoa; Arthropoda; Insecta; Lepidoptera; Lycaenidae.